Molecule: messenger RNA, 2057 nt
Organism: Osmerus eperlanus (European smelt)
Lineage: Eukaryota; Metazoa; Chordata; Actinopteri; Osmeriformes; Osmeridae
Product: sperm-associated antigen 16 protein
Exons: 1
Coding region: 79-1926 (615 amino acids)
Biological process (GO): axoneme assembly
Cellular component (GO): axonemal central apparatus
Molecular function (GO): protein binding
Source: RefSeq, a predicted model, not a curated record
CAAAUUAAGAAACACGAGCACAUUCGGGCGCCUGCUUGUAACCAUAGCAACAGAUAAACAAGAGAAAGCGUGAGAAAAAUGUCUGAGACAAGUGAAACUGAACACGAAUGUGUAGAUGGCCCAUAUUAUCUCGAGAAUGUGUCGUUACAGGAGGAUUCAGAAGACGAUUAUCAAUAUGAAGAAAUUAUACCUGAUGCAGAAAAGAGCUUGGUGGAGGGGGAGGAGGACUUCGAUGCAAUCGUGAGAGCGAUGCAAGACGCUAGCUCUACUACUGACGAUACGGAAUCAAGGGUGGGCAGUACUGCGAAGCAAACCUUCUCCCAUCUCCCAGAGGUGGUAAAUAACUUUCUCUGCAACUUUCUUGUCAGAAGGGGGCUGAGCAAAACAAUGGAUUGUUUCCAAGUUGAAUGGCAUGAGAUCGGUCAGAAAGACUUGUUGAAAACCCAAUUGGUGGAGCUUGUCCCUGACGCAUACACACACAACCAAUUACUGGAGAAAGAGCUGAAGGAUGUGCUCAGCGAGCGGAACAACUACAUACAGGCAGCGUUCAAAGCUAGUGAAACGCUGGUCAAGCUUAAAAAAGAAAGGGAUUUCCAUCGCCUACAAUAUCAACGUGUUGCCGAAGAGAAGAACAGACUAGUGGAUUGCAUGAAACGAUUGAAGCAACACUAUGCCUCAUACAAGCCUGCAUUAAAACAGUUGAAUGAUAGGUACCAAGAGGCACUGAAACAGAGAAUGAUGAUAGGCUUAGAGAGGGACAAAGCUUUUCGACAAACACACAGUUUGGCAGCCACCCUGUGCGAUGCACACACUUCCUCUACUAGCAGGGCAGCUAACAGAGACACAGGUCUACCACAUGCAUCACAGAUUCAGAGUAAGCCUGAGAUGUUGAAGAAUCGAAGAAUUGCUCUCAAUGAUGAUCACGAUAAAGACCCUACUAAAAGCACAGCUCAGAAUCACCCAGAUGACUCUGAGUUUCUCGUAAGCAGUCGUGUGAACCCCUACCUGCCACGCAUAAAGGCUCUGACUGCCCUGGAAACCAAAACGUCAGAUUUCCACCUCACCAACUCCAUCAAAGCCCACACCCUACCAAUAAGCUUCCUGGCUCUCCACCCUCACAAGUUUAUUUUGGCCUCGUCCAGUGAUGACCAGCUGUGGAAGUUGUGGGGCAUGCCUGUGGGGGAGAUGGUCAUGACCGGGGAGGGUCACACUGACUGGCUCUCUGGAUGCAGUUUUCACCCAAAUGGAGGAAGCUUGGCCACCACAAGCGGUGACACGACGGUCAGAAUCUGGGACUUCUCCCAAGGCCGCUGCACUCUGACUCUGGAGGGUCACAGCCAUGUCACCUGGGGCUGCUCCUUCCAUUCCUGUGGAGACUUUGUGGUAUCCUGCUCUAUGGACAACACAGCCAAGAUAUGGGACCUGCAGAGUGAGCGAUGCCGGGACACUCUGCGAGGCCACGUUGACUCGGUGAACAGUGUGUCCUUCCUGCCCUACUCAAACACUCUCCUAACCUGCUCUGCCGACAAAACGCUGUCUCUGUGGGACACCAGGGUCAGCCUGUGUGCUCAGACUUUAUACGGACACCGACAUUCCUGCAACCAUGCCACUUUCAACGCCCUAGGGGACACUGUGGCCUCCUGUGAUUCAUUUGGAGUGGUCAAGCUGUGGGAUGUUAGGAAAGUGGCAACUUUGGUAACCGUGGAUACUGGGCCGCACUCCAGCAAUCAAGUGGCCUUCAGCCCAUCAGGAAGGAUGCUAGCUAUCGCCAGUAACGAUUGUUCUGUCCAGAUGGUGGAGCUUGCUUCUUCUCUAGUGUCUAGUCUACAAGGGCAUGAUGACACUGUCCAGAGUGUAACUUUUGAUCACAGGGGAGAGUAUUUGUUAUCAGCAGCGUCGGACGGUACCAUUUUUGUCUGGUCAUGACAGUAAAUAUGGCUUUAAAUGCUUAUAAGGAAUUAGUUUGAUGCCUAAGCACUUCUCUUGGGAAAGGUUUACUUUUCUUUCAAUUAUUUAUCUCACAAAAAGUAUACAUGGCUAUGUAUGCAAAUGUUUAG